Molecule: messenger RNA, 1074 nt
Organism: Toxorhynchites rutilus septentrionalis
Lineage: Eukaryota; Metazoa; Arthropoda; Insecta; Diptera; Culicidae
Product: CLIP domain-containing serine protease B4-like
Exons: 3
Coding region: 98-982 (294 amino acids)
Biological process (GO): proteolysis
Molecular function (GO): serine-type endopeptidase activity
Source: RefSeq, a predicted model, not a curated record
GAAUUUGUCCUCUUAAGUAGCAUUCGGCGUCGAUCCUUGAGCAGUUGAGUUGUGUAGUUCGCGUAGUGCAAGUCGAAAGUCAAUCGAUACGAGAAAGAUGGUCCGGCUAUCACGACAACUGCCGUGUUUUGUCCUUCUGGCACUUGCUUCCUUUGCAUCGGCGCAACGGAACCUUCCAAGGCCUCCCCAGUGUGGGCUCAUGGUAGGGGAUCGUAUCAUUGGCGGUCAAGCCACCGAUUUGAAGGAAUAUCCGUGGUCCGCUUUGAUUUUAUACAGAAAACCAAACGGAAAACCGGGUUAUAACUGCGGUGGAUCCCUCAUUAAUUCGCGAUACGUAUUGACGGCCGCCCAUUGUAUUGAUGCGAUUCCCAGCGGAUGGGAAGUAAUCGGUGUUCGACUCGGGGAGUACGACUUAAAUAAUAAUGGAAAUGAUUGCGUCGAUGGAGUCUGUGCCGAUUUACCGUUGGAUAAUGAUAUCGAUAGAAUAACUGUUCACGAAAGCUACGAUCCUCUGUCGAAAGGUCAAUAUGAUGACAUUGCUUUGAUUAGACUGAGCCGUGAUGUGUCUUAUUCGGAUUACAUAAAGCCAAUCUGUCUACCCACGGACUCUGCAAGCCGCUCCCGUAAAAUCAUCGGUACAAAAGCCGUUGCCGCCGGAUGGGGGAGAACUGAAACGGCGGGACAAAGUCCGAUCAAGCUGAAGGUUGACUUGAAUGUAGCUGAUACUAAUCAAUGUGCCACCGUUUACCUUCGCCAAUAUGGUAUAACAUUGCGAGAUACACAACUUUGUGCAGGCGGUCUCGCGGGUAAGGAUACCUGCACAGGAGAUUCCGGUGGGCCACUGAUGAAGCGCAUCAAGGCAAACCAUUUCCUGUACGGUAUAGUGAGCUUUGGACCAAAUAAGUGCGGUACCAAGGAUGUACCCGGGGUCUACACCAACGUUGCCAAAUAUACAGACUGGAUUGAAAAACAAUUGUAUUGAAGAAAUUCACCCUGUGUAGAAGGGUAAUUGUGCACUUCAAGAAAUAGAUCAAAAUAUAGAUCAAGCUACGAGCUACAAAGUGUGAGAACAAA